This is a messenger RNA of Seminavis robusta, 875 nucleotides long. Lineage: Eukaryota; Bacillariophyta; Bacillariophyceae; Naviculales; Naviculaceae. The record is from the annotation of a GenBank genome assembly.
GGAGCGCAGUGCCCUCCAUUUGAAAAUCGAGGGGGUCCUCGCCUCACAUUAUUCAAGUCAGAAAAACAAAAUCCAACCAUGAUGAUGGCCAGUACUCCGCCGCCUGAACGAAGAGUGACAGUCAGACAUUCCCCACCAGGUGACAAAAGUACUACUGGUAUUCAAGAUGAACAGGAAGAUACGGCUUGGAUGAGUGUCUGGAAGUCGCCAUGGUGGAGGCUGGGAGCGUUGGUGCUGCUGUUCUUCUUGGGUUUGAUCAUUGUUGCGAGUAUCAAGCCCUUUGAUCGGCUCAUGACCUUUUUGCUUCCAGUGGAAACCACUGAUCUACACGACAAUAAUCAACAGUCUGUAAAUGACAAUUCCACUGUGAACUCGAGUUAUUCGAAGCAUUACUCCAGCCAGUGCCACCUGUCUUCACCUUUCGACAGUGCUCGGACAAUGCGACACUCUGCUGUAAUGGACUAGAGAAUGCCUGUGAUUUGCGAAUCAACGAGGUCAUGUUAGCCACUGUACACAACGCCAUGGCAACAAAGGAAGACGGAUCCCUACUUGAACCCAACCAUUUUCUGUCCCUUGAGCGUGCAUUGGAAGCAGGCUAUCGAGGGCUUCACUUGGAGGUUUGCAAGUGCAAUGGCGUCUACGAGUUCUGCAAUGGCGUUUGCCAGCUGGGAUCACGAAAUCCCAUCGAAGUGUUCUUGAAUAUCGACCGAUUUCUCCGUGAUCAUCGUGAAGAAGUCAUUGUGCUACAUCUUCAAAUCAACAGCCAUGUGCAUCAAGAGGUCUCUCUCCAAGAGCUCUAUCAAGUUAUGCAGAAUGCCACACAGUUCAACCGCAACUUGUACAUUCAAAAGAGUAAUCGAGCUCGCUGGCCUAUC